AUCCCUUCCCAGCCUCCUCCUCCUUCUCCUUCUUCUUUAUUUGACUUUUUCCGCUUUGUAUCGCUUUUUAGGUCCUUCUUCUCAACACUUCUAUACCUCCUGUUCUUUUCUUCCCCUGGCUGUCACCUCGGUCUGUCUCGUUAUGCAAGGAUUUGGUGCAGGGGAAGGAAGCAUGACGGAUUUCUUUCGUUUAUAUGUUUAUUAGAGAGAAUUUAUGUACUUGUUGUUCCCCUUGAAGUGGUUAGGGACGCUGUUUUUCUCUCUGUUGCGUCGGCCUCUUUUAUGGCGCCCAAGAUUCCUCUCCCUCCUCACAGCAACCCUUAUCAGCCUCCUCAUCCCCAGGCCAACUCUAGGGGAUCAGUUACGUACUAUUGGAAAGGAAGGUGUGUGAAUAAUAAGAAGAGAGGCCCGAGAGGAGGACCCAAGAAGCGAUACAAAGCGUUACAUGUCAAAAGAAGCUGACCAGUGACACCCACCCUCAAGCCCUGCUGAAGUGUACAAGGACCUUCCUGCAGGAGUCCGGUCAGCUUGACAGCCCCUUAAGACAUCACGAAUAAGAAGAUCGAGUCUCCGUGAUGCUGAGUCCAGUGUUUGGCAUCGGGUGUCCAGCUGUCAACUACUUCAGCAGGGAUACAUCUACAUAACAACAACAGCCACUAGCAACUUUGGGGCUAUAGAGGUCGUGGUCCCAUGGCCUAACCAGCCCUCUAAAAUACGGAAGAAGGUGUCCAGCCAGCACCUCACCUCCUGUGCCUUCCCGAGGACAGCUGCCCACCCACCAGCCACGCCAGGGGCCUGCAGGAACUGAUGACAUGGCAGCCAUUAUAAAGGCUGUAGUCACCGCCUAAUGGUGUGACUAGCUUCUGAACCAAGACCAUGAUCUCGCAGGACGUCACCUCCCAGCCCUUAAACACCAGCAAUGUGGAGGGGAUACCAAGCGUGCCUGCUGCUGUGCCGGCACCCUCAAGAUCCCAGCGCAAGCCUUACAGAAGGAAAGCCAACUGGAAGAAGGAGGCCUCCCUUCUCCUCCUGAACCUUGUCGUCAAACACAGGAAGGUUAUUGGGGGCAAAGGUAUGGAUGAAUGUGCAACAGCAAGGCAGAAGACCGAGGUCUGGAGGACCAUCACCCAGGAAAUAAAUGUAGCCUUUCCUGACGUGGUGAGAGACGUUGUGGAGGUUGAAAAGAAGUGGUGGGGCCUAAAAGGACAAGGGAAGGAGGAGCUGAAACAAUACAGGAAGGCCAUGCAUCGAGCAGGCAAGAAACUUGAUGGUAACCCUCCUCCCAAAGAGCAGCUGUCUGAGGUGGCUUUGGCAGUGAAGGCCUUUUUGGACCAAAGUACUGAAAGCAUCUUGGGUCUCCCUCUGCAUCUGGAUGCUAUCAGGCUUCAGGUUCAUGAAUUUCCAGAGAAGGUGGACAGCACCUCUACAUGUGCUGUGUAUGACCCACUACCACUGCAGUUCUGCGUUGAGUCACCCCAAGAAGCCAGCAUCCCAUCAGAGGCUGCCCUUCAUGCUGAGGAUGACAGCAGCAGCAGCAGCAACCUGCCAGCUGCCCUGCCCCCACCACCACCACCCACUGAUCCUGACCCAACAUUUGAGGCAGAGAAAAGAAAACUAGAGCUUGCAAUUUUGCGAGCCAAAGUUGAGUGUGUGAGGGCCCAGAAGCGGGUCCACGAGGCAGACGUGGAGCGUUUGCUGGCCCAGAAGAGGGCCUAUGAGGCUGAUGUGGAGUACAAGGCACUUUUGAGCAAAAAGCUUAAUUGUAACAAAUAUACAGAAUAGUUCAAAAACAUGUCUUUUACUGUACUGUUUUAUAGACAGAUCCCAUGUAGAAACAACUUGGUAUAAAAGCUAAUUACUAAUGUGAUAUACUUGCAUAAUAGAAAAUCUGUAAAAUCAGUCACCUUCUAAAAGAGGUGUCAAGCCAUGACAUAAUCCUUUAUUUAUUGAGGCAAAAAUGCAUUUGCCCGCAGAGGUGUCCUAUUCCCAUGGAAAGUUUCCUGCUACCUGAUUGGUUGAAUGGAUGAUGUCCAAAUACAUUAUUUUAUUUGUAAUAGUUGCCAGAUUAUGUGAGCCAACACUUCCUUAUUAAUUAAAGUUUCUCCCUCCAAUGUAUGUAUAUCCAUUAAAAAUAAUGAGUAAAGAUUAUGAAAUAG
Eriocheir sinensis (Chinese mitten crab) is the source of this 2156-nucleotide messenger RNA. RefSeq names its product harmonin-like. Bases 877 to 1782 code for a protein of 301 amino acids. The transcript has 5 exons. NCBI's taxonomy places the organism in Eukaryota, Metazoa, Arthropoda, Malacostraca, Decapoda, Varunidae. The record is from RefSeq and is a predicted model, not a curated record. Gene Ontology annotation, cellular component: nucleus.